This is a messenger RNA of Oikopleura dioica, 402 nucleotides long. The record is from the annotation of a GenBank genome assembly. Lineage: Eukaryota; Metazoa; Chordata; Appendicularia; Copelata; Oikopleuridae.
AUGCCUUUGUUAAUAAGAUGUCUAAUCGUCGGUUCAGGCACUACCAUCAAUACAUCACUGAGUCCGACAAUCUUGGCAUUUCUUGGUGAAGCAUCUUCUGAAUGGCCCCAAAUUCGUAAAACUAUCGUCAAAGACGGAUUCAUUGGCAGUAUUGUCAAUUUUGACUCUGAGCUGUUUCCAGACAAGACGAGAAAGACUUUGCAAUCAAACUUCCUCAAUAAUCCUGAGUACAGCUUCGAAAAAAUCAACAAGGCAUCCAAAGCUUGUGGACCUCUCGUCAAGUGGGCAUCCACACACGUUAACUACUCGGACAUGUUGAAGAAAGUCGAUCCAUUGCGUCAAGAACUGAAAUCGCUCAUGAACGAGACCGAGCAAAGUAAAAAAGAGUCAGCGGAUAUGUGA